AUGAAAACAUCAACGUUAAAAACUACGUCAUCAGCAGGAACAACAACAGGCCCAACAACUACAACUAAACUUACAAAACGAAUAGACAAUGCAAAUAGUAAAUCGAAUCGAGAUACACAUGCAAAAUGCAAUAAUAUGUUAGAAAAUACUAAAGUCGCCAAUGCAAAUAAUUGCAAGGACAUGGUACAAAAUGAACUUAAUAUGACAACAGCAACAAUAACACGUAAUCAUCAUUAUCAUCAUCAACAUAACCAUCAUCAUCUUCAAGUGCCACACCAACAUCAACACCAUCAUCAUCAUCAGCAGCAGCAACAACACCUGCAAUUGCCUCAGCACCAACAGCAACAACAACAACAUUGUCAACUAGACAAAAUUUCUGUUCAUUCGAUUAGUUCAGAGGAUAUAUCGACAACAGUUGGUGGUAAAUGUUGUAGUGCUGCAGCACGUAAUCCGGCAAUAAAAACUGGUCGUCGUAUACAAUUGAUGCAGAUGAUAAUUUUACCUUUUAUACCGAUAUUGGCGUUAAUAGUACAAACAUCCGUAAUACUACAAGAAAUUCUUGACUAUCGAGCAGAAGUUGCGGACAUUGAAACACAAGUAACCAUGGUGGCAGAUUUGGGAAAAGUUGUAACACGUUUACAAUUGGAACGUUCAGAGGUAGCAUAUAUUUUCACAAAUGGCAGCAAAGAACGUUCAAACUUGACACAACGUUUUGCUGUUACUGAUCAGGCAUUAAACAACAUGACCACCUGGAGUGAGGUUAGUGUACCCACAUCACCAGAUGACGAUGAUUACGAGGUAUUAUUAAAUCGUACUGAAUUUCAAAGUCGUUUAAAUGAGUUUAGGGAUAGAAUACGUACCGAACCGGAGGAUAAUUCAAUAACUGAUGUCAUGAAUUGGUAUACAUCGGUUAAUAAGGCUUUGCUGCAGCAUUUGUCGGAACAAAUUAAAGAGGCUGAUAAUAGUGGGGUUUGGAGAUAUUUGGUGGGUUUUAAAAAUCUUUUGAAGAGUAUUGAAUGUCAAAAUAUUGCCUCCUCUUUUGGCAUUAAGUAUUAUGGUCGUGGCUAUUUAAGUUCUGAUGGUUUUGUUUCCUUUAUACGUUAUGAGUUUUUGGCAAGAGAACUUAUUAAUUCGACAUUAAAUUAUGUGCCAAGACUGACCUCGAUGUAUAAAAAUAUUACAAAGACUGCAAAAUAUAAGAAAAUGAAAAGAAUGAGUUCCAUAGUUUUAAAGAAUAAACCAAAUGUAUCCGAUGAACGAAGUGCCAUUGAGUAUUAUGAUUCCAUGCACAAUUACACCGACGAUUUAAGAAUUUUACAAAAGGAUUUAAGACGUAAAAUAAAGGAAUAUGUCGAUGAACAGUUAAGAGAUGCUGCCAAAAAGGAAGCUGUGGGUAUAGGUAUUCUAGUGGUAGUUUUGUGUGUAUCGCCCAUUAUAAUUAUAUUAGUGAAAAAUGCAGCGGCCACCAUACAGAUGUACGCUUUAAAUUUGGCCCAAAAAGCCAAAGAAUUGAAAAGGGAAAAACGUAAAAGUGAUUCUUUACUCUUUCAAAUGUUGCCACCCAGUGUGGCCAUGCAGUUGAAACACACGCAACAGGUGCCAGCAGAACUAUAUGAAUCGGCUACAAUAUAUUUUAGUGAUAUUGUAGGUUUUACGGAAAUUGCCGCCCGUUGCACCCCUUUAGAGGUGGUUACAUUUUUAAAUUCGAUUUAUCGUGUAUUCGAUGAACGCAUUGAAUGUUAUGAUGUUUACAAAGUUGAAACUAUUGGUGAUUCUUAUAUGGUUGCAUCUGGAUUGCCGGUUAAAAAUGGCAACAAACAUUUUAGUGAAAUUGCAACAAUGGCACUUGAUUUGCUAGACGCCUCGUCCUUUUUUAAAAUACCACGUUCCAUAGAAACACUACAAAUACGUUGUGGCGUACAUACCGGACCAGUGGUGGCUGGUAUUGUUGGUACAAAAAUGCCACGUUACUGUCUAUUUGGUGAUACGGUCAAUACAGCAUCACGUAUGGAAUCGACGGGGGAAGCGCAUAAAAUACAUAUUACUGAGGAAAUGCAUCAGGCUCUAAUGAAAGUGGGUGGUUUUAAAACAGAACAUCGUGGUCUUAUAGAUGUUAAGGGCAAAGGACUGAUGAACACCUAUUGGCUGACCUGCAAAGAUGGUCCGGUUAGAGUGCGUGAAGAAAUCUCUUGGUUUGCUGAUAUGCAACCUGUGUUUUUGGAAAAUUUGAAAUUAGAACCGGCCUAUAAAAGUAGCAAACAGAAAAAAUGAAAUUCUAUCAAUCAUGUUGUGUUUCCUUUCUAUUCGUUUUCAAGUCAUCACCAUCGCAGCAACCACAAACCCACCAACAAAUAUCCAUAUAGUUAAAUUCAAUUAAUAAUACUAAAUGAUAAAAAUAGUAAUAUGUAGUAAAUUAAUGUUGUUGUAGUAUUAAAAAUAGUUAGAAAUAUAUGUUUGUCUG
Lucilia sericata (common green bottle fly) is the source of this 2461-nucleotide messenger RNA. RefSeq lists its product as uncharacterized. Gene Ontology annotation, biological process: intracellular signal transduction; receptor guanylyl cyclase signaling pathway; cGMP biosynthetic process. The record is from RefSeq and is a predicted model, not a curated record. Gene Ontology annotation, molecular function: peptide receptor activity; guanylate cyclase activity. Lineage: Eukaryota; Metazoa; Arthropoda; Insecta; Diptera; Calliphoridae.